Phlebotomus argentipes is the source of this 1389-nucleotide messenger RNA. RefSeq names its product L-dopachrome tautomerase yellow-f-like. The transcript has 3 exons. The record is from RefSeq and is a predicted model, not a curated record. Lineage: Eukaryota; Metazoa; Arthropoda; Insecta; Diptera; Psychodidae. The coding region runs from base 1 to 1389 and encodes 462 amino acids. Gene Ontology annotation, cellular component: extracellular region.
AUGGGAUAUCGAGGAUGUGAUCAUCAGACUGGUAAAAUUGCCAUUGAUUACACUUACGGAGUUAUGUUUUAUGCGGAACUUCAGUCCUAUCAAGUUCGAUGCUGGAAUAUCAGGAAGCCGCUCAAUCCAGACAAUAUUGAUGUAAUUUUCGAGUCAGAUAAAUUAUUAUUCGUUGUGGAAGUGUUCAUAGAUUCUAGUGGAUAUUUGUGGUUCAACACUGAUCACAUUCCCAUUGAUUGGGCUACAGAUAUUCCAUUAAAUCUCAAUGAAGUGAAUUCUAGAAUGUUUAGGGUGAAAGUAUCAGAUGCCAUCCGAGGAACAAUAAAUGCUCUCAAUGAAUCGGAUUUCUCAAUGCCAGUUGAGAAAGUGGAAUUCAGAAGAUUGACACCUCUAGACGACGAUAAUCUAUUUGCCGAUACCAAAACGAUCGAAAAAGUUCCCUCUGGUGAUCAACUUCCAUUCAAGCAGAGACGAUCAGUGGUGACGAUAGAAAAGUCUUCCGAAGAAAAGAGAAUAAUCUCCGUUUUCUAUUUUACUGUUGAUGAAAAGUGCGAUAGGGUAUAUUUCAUGGACAAUGGAAAUCUUCAGUACUAUCAAAACACAACUUACUCAAUCCAAAAGCCGUCCUUGUGGGUCAUUGGACUUCCUUCUGACGGAUGUAAAACUCGAAACUUUCCAAUCAUUCGACGCUCUGAACUCCCAGAGAGGAUUUCUGCAAAAGGAUCAAAUGGAUUCAUGGUAGUGACUCCGGAUUAUCAGUCAGAUUCUUGUGAGGAUGUAUUUUUCUAUAUUGCCAAUUUAUAUUACAAUUAUCUUGUGGUUUACGACUACAAAAAUGAUGAAUUCUGGUCAUUCGAACAUGAAUCAUUCCACCCAAUUAUUGCUGAAUCCAAUUUUGUGUUUAAAAGUGCUUUGAAUUAUUAUGCUCCUUUGGGAAUGUUCAAUGUUGCACUAGGAUAUCCAGACGAGAAUGGUGAUAGACUAGCAUAUUAUUCACCUAUUGCCAGCACAGCUCAGUUUGCGGUUUCUACUAAAAUAUUGAAAGAUAAAAGUAAAUCAUCGGCCAAUUUGACACAGGAUGACUUUGAACUAAUUGGAUAUCGAGGAAGUGGUCAUCAGACAGUCGGGACAGUAAUUGAUUACACUCAUGGAGUAAUGUUUUAUGCGGAAUCACAAUCUUAUCAAAUUCGAUGCUGGAAUAUCAAGAAAAGACUUAAUCCCGACAAUAUUGAUUCCAAAGGAUAUCUAUGGUUUAACAUGAAUCAUAUCCCUGUUAUUUGGAGUACAGACAUUCCUCUUAAUGUACAAGAAGUUAAUUCUAGGUUCUUCCGUGUUAAGGUGUCAGAUGCCAUUAGGGGAACAGUUUGUGAGGAUAAAGAUAAAUACUAA